AUGUCCGCCACCACCAUCAUCGAAGGUCUCGAGCAGAGAUUCGAGGCUGAUCAACUUCACGUCCGCGGCUCAGAGGAAUUCGACACGCUCAACGGCGCGAAGGACGUGUCUGUCUUCUUGACGGUCAUCAACCCCUUCGUACUCAAUGACGAAACCUCUUUUGCUGUCCGUGGAGCCGGCCAGCAGCUCUUGGCAGGAUGUGCCAAUAUACAAGGAGGUAUCACAUUGGACUUGCGCUUGUUGACCGGGAUUGACCUUGACCUGGGCACCGGGAUCGUAUCGAUCGCUGCCGGCGAACGAUGGGGUGCAGUCUACGAAAGGUUGGCUGAGCACGGGCUUGGCGUGACAGGCUCACGAUCUGCCAAGGGAGGGAUCGCAGGUUUGGCAUUGUCAGGCGGCCUCUCCUUCUUCUCCUCCCGCGAAGGUUUUGUUUGCCACAAUGUCGAGACCCACGUCAUGAUUAGUCUCUUUUUUGCUGCUCAGUUCGGCCAGACAAUGGGUCUCAAUCAGCUGUAUUACACUCGAGAAGUGGAGAACCCUCCCGUCCUCGAUCCAUUCGCAAAGGUACAGCCACAGAUGGAACAACUCAACUCGAUGCGGAUGAUCAACCUCAAAGACGCAGCGGCCGAACAAGCGGCCAUGUCCUCAGAGGGAAUAAGAUGCUCCUACAUGAACACCACAGUCAAAUCAGACGCCGCGACUCUCAAGGCUGUCGCCGAGGCUUUCGCCUCGACUCUCGAUCUCGUCAAAGGGUUCGAAGGCGUUGCAUUCUCUUUGACGUUGCAGCCCUACCCGGUGUCUCUGUUGGAGAAGUGUGUUUCGGCCGUUGGGAAUGUCACAGGCCUGACCCCUGAUGAAGGUCCGUUGGUUUCCGUUCUCGUGCUCAUGUACUGGAAAACCCCACAAGACGACGGCCACAUCAUUGCUGCGGCGACAGACCUGAUCCAGAAGACCAAGACCGAAGCUGCCGCGAGAGGCCAGGCUGUGCCUUACACUUACAUGAACUACGCCUUUGGGUUUCAGGACCCAAUCGGCUCUUACGGCGAUGAGAACAAAGCACUGCUGCAGAGUGUCAGUAAGCGGUACGACCCUGAAGGCAUCUUCCAGAAGGGCUGCCCCGGUGGAUUUAAGCUGUUCGUCUGA
Molecule: messenger RNA, 1143 nt
Organism: Anthostomella pinea
Lineage: Eukaryota; Fungi; Ascomycota; Sordariomycetes; Xylariales; Xylariaceae
Source: the annotation of a GenBank genome assembly